CUAGGAAUACACCUCGAUGUACCGAGGCGCGGGCCCGACCCGACCCGAGUGCGCCCGAAUCGAUCGCCACCCGACCGACCGCCGACACGGAUACGACGCCUCAUUCCGAACCGCGCAGGUCGCUGCAACGACGUCUGAAGCUUGGAUAAUGUUCAACGAGAAAGUCGACAUUAAAUUAAUACAACUUGUUAAAGACAAUCCGGUAUUGUACGAUUUCAACAAUGCGAAAUAUAUGGACUUCAACGCGAGGGAGGUGGCGUGGCAGAGAAUCGGAGAUGAGUUGAAACGACCCGCCGCUGAUUGUAAAGUUAGAUGGAUAAAUAUAAGAGACGUGAACAGAAGGAUAAUAAGAAAAAGUUUGCAAAAUCCUGGACCUCACAAUAGACUGUACAAGUAUGAGAGCCAGCUGUCGUUUAUGAGGCCGUUCUAUCGAGAUAUAUUGAUUCAGAACACCGAGUUUGAAUCCGAUGACAAAAGCGACAAAGAUUGGAACACGGAGGAAUGCGACCAACAAAUGAACUGUUCAAACGAGAGCGAUGAUUCAGAUUACUCCAUUAAAAAGACAAAAAAUAAAGUUUCCAAGGGCUCAAAAAAGAAAAAGAAACGGUCGUAUGAACAAGAAGAGAAACCAGCGACGUCGAAUUUUAGUGAGACUACAAUGGCAUCUGAUUUUGAUCCUUCAGAUCCGGUAGAUGCGUUUUUACUUAGUAUCGGUGCAACUUUGAAAACAUUUUCUCCAUACCAUUUAAAUUUAGCUAAAAGUAAAAUAUUUACAGUUGUACAAGAGCACGAUUUACAGCAAAUUGUUCAGAAAUCAAACGAUGUUAAGGUUUCUACAUCUGAUACAAUGUAUCUUCCGUAAAUGACAUAACUACAGAAGUUAUUGUAAUGGUCACAAAACAUUCAGAAAAAAAGGCGUUUCAAUUAUUUUAAAGUAAAAUAAUAAUACAUGAGAAAUGAUCAAAGGGGUCAUGACUUUCUCCAGUAUUGUUUUUGCUGCAUGUUUGAUCAAAAAUUAUAUUUUUUAUUAAUUUUUGGUGUAUAAUUUUUUUUGGACGCAUUGAAACGUGGUUCGAAUAUUGCAAAUCGGAAGUUUUGAAAUCAUCAAAAGCGAUGGAAGUACUGUAUUUUUAUAUUUUUGGCAUUUAUCUAAUAAAUAAAUAAUUAUUAUUACACGCUAAUAUUUUGUCUCAAAAACCGUAUUUUUUAAAGACACAAAGCAAGUGUUUCAAAUGUGUUAACAUUAAAUUAGAAAACAAAAAGAUCAAAGAGUUAGUUUUUAAAUGUACUGCAACUAUAUUUGUUUUUUCUGUUUUAUUAGUAGAAUUGUAUUUGAUGAAAAAUAAUAAAUAUUGAAAUUA
This is a messenger RNA of Galleria mellonella (greater wax moth), 1361 nucleotides long. RefSeq lists its product as uncharacterized. NCBI's taxonomy places the organism in Eukaryota, Metazoa, Arthropoda, Insecta, Lepidoptera, Pyralidae. The transcript is spliced from 2 exons. Gene Ontology annotation, biological process: regulation of transcription by RNA polymerase II. Gene Ontology annotation, cellular component: nucleus; transcription regulator complex. The record is from RefSeq and is a predicted model, not a curated record. Gene Ontology annotation, molecular function: DNA binding. The coding region runs from base 17 to 862 and encodes 281 amino acids.